Sardina pilchardus (European sardine) is the source of this 1988-nucleotide messenger RNA. It is a transcript of the gene cct2, whose product is annotated as chaperonin containing TCP1, subunit 2 (beta). NCBI's taxonomy places the organism in Eukaryota, Metazoa, Chordata, Actinopteri, Clupeiformes, Clupeidae. Gene Ontology annotation, molecular function: ATP binding; ATP hydrolysis activity; ATP-dependent protein folding chaperone. Bases 94 to 1701 code for a protein of 535 amino acids. The record is from RefSeq and is a predicted model, not a curated record. Gene Ontology annotation, cellular component: cytosol; chaperonin-containing T-complex. The transcript has 16 exons. Gene Ontology annotation, biological process: protein folding.
UAACUACGUCACAGUAUUCGCGUGCCUUAUGCGACAGCGUUGACUGGUUGGUUCCUCCCUGAACGUCUACGGCCUCAACCAACUUCAGACAUCAUGGCGUCCAUUUCAAUGGCACCCGUUAAUAUCUUCAAGCAAGGGGCUGAUGAGGAGAAAGCGGAGACUGCCCGCAUGUCAUCCUUCAUCGGUGCCAUUGCCAUCGGUGAUCUAGUGAAGAGCACCCUGGGACCAAAAGGAAUGGACAAAAUCCUUCUUGGAGGUGGCAGAGAAGCCACUGUCACAGUAACCAACGAUGGGGCCACCAUUCUGAAAGCCAUUGGUGUGGACAACCCUGCUGCCAAAGUGCUGGUUGAUAUGUCCAAAGUCCAGGAUGAUGAGGUUGGAGAUGGUACCACAUCUGUUACAGUUCUUGCUGCUGAGCUGCUUCGGGAAGCUGAGGUCCUGAUUGCCAAGAAGAUCCACCCUCAGACGAUCAUCUGUGGCUGGCGAAAGGCCACUCAAGUUGCCCGUGAGGCACUGAAAGCGGCAGCAGUGGACCAUGGUAACGAACCAGCGAAGUUCCAGGAGGAUCUGUUGAACAUUUCCCGCACCACACUCUCCUCCAAGCUGCUGACCCACCACAAGGACCACUUUGCCAAGCUGGCUGUGGAGGCCGUGAUGAGGCUCAAGGGAUCCGGGAACCUGGAGGCCAUCCACAUCAUCAAGAAACUGGGGGGCAGCCUCACCGACUCCUACCUGGAUGAAGGUUUCUUGUUGGAUAAGAAAAUUGGCGUCAAUCAGCCCAAGAGGCUGGAGAAUGUCAACAUCCUCAUUGCCAACACAGGCAUGGACACAGACAAGAUCAAGAUCUUUGGCUCCCGGGUGCGUGUGGACUCCACGGCGAAGGUGGCUGAGAUCGAGCAGGCCGAGAAGGAGAAGAUGAAGGAGAAGGUGGAGCGCAUCCUCAAGCACGGCAUCAACUGCUUCAUCAACAGGCAACUGAUCUACAACUACCCAGAGCAGCUGUUUGCCGCAGCUGGAGUGAUGGCCAUCGAGCACGCAGACUUUACUGGGGUGGAGCGUCUGGCACUGGUCACAGGUGGCGAGAUCACCUCCACGUUCGACCAUCCUGAGCUGGUGAAGUUGGGCCACUGUAAGCUCAUCGAGGAGGUGAUGAUCGGAGAGGACACACUCAUUCACUUCUCCGGUGUUGCCAUGGGUGAGGCUUGCACCAUUGUGCUGCGCGGAGCCACCCAGCAGAUCCUGGACGAGGCAGAGCGCUCUCUGCACGACGCACUUUGUGUGCUCGCCCAGACGAUCAAGGAGACACGCACCGUGUUCGGUGGAGGCUGCUCUGAGAUGCUUAUGGCAAAGGUGGUGACUGAUCUGGCCAACAGAACGCCCGGCAAAGAAGCCGUCGCCAUGGAGUCUUUUGCCAAAGCCCUGAUGAUGCUGCCCACCAUUAUUGCAGACAACGCCGGCUAUGACAGUGCAGACCUGGUGUCCCAGCUUAGGGCGGCUCACGUAGAGAACAAAACCACCUAUGGCCUGGACAUGCAGAACGGCACCAUCGGAGACAUGUCCCAGCUGGGCGUCACUGAGAGCUUCCAGGUGAAAAGGCAGGUGCUGCUCAGCGCCGCCGAGGCAGCAGAGAUGAUCCUGCGUGUGGACAACAUCAUCAAAGCCGCGCCCAGGAAACGAGUACCAGACCACCACCCCUGUUAGGUGAAGAAGUGUGGAGUAUGAAGAGGACUAAAACCAUAAGGAUGAUCAGCACUCUGCAUAUUUAUUACCUCUGGGGUGCAGUGUGUGACAUCGGUCACCUGUGUCCGUGUGUGUGUGUGAUGUCAUUCACCUGUCUCGUUUAGUUUGAAAGCUCCGUAGUCGCAGAUUUUGUCACACGUUGAAUGCACUGUGGGAACCUGACCAUGUCACACCCUUGUCUGAAGCAGGAAGGCAGUUAUGGACUGUGUUUGUUUACUGAACAAUAAAAAUGUACUUGUGCUACCACA